Messenger RNA from Medioppia subpectinata, 408 nucleotides. NCBI's taxonomy places the organism in Eukaryota, Metazoa, Arthropoda, Arachnida, Sarcoptiformes, Oppiidae. The record is from the annotation of a GenBank genome assembly.
AGGAACAACAUGUUGUUUGAUUUGAGUAUAUGGCUUAUAUCGUGGAUCACUGUUUUGUCGGCACUGCCACUGAUUUAUUGGCGCAUGACACAAAACUUUAAUUACUGGCGCAAACGUGGUCUAAAUGGGCCCAAACCGUACCCACGGGUCGGCACUAAUAUAUACCACUUUUUUAAACCAAUGACUUUUGUAGACGUCCAGAGGUUUAAAGUGUUUGGCAAAGUCUAUGGGCUGUUUAACGGCACCAAACCGGUGCUGAGUAUCGCCAACCCGGCGCUCAUCCAACAGAUUAUGGUAAAAGAUUUCCAUCUAUUCUCGGACCGUAAGACCCGUCCCUAUCAACACCCGGUGCUCUUCAAAAACGUGUUUCACGCGUCGGGCGACGACUGGAAACGGUUGCGCACAAUA